Molecule: messenger RNA, 1263 nt
Organism: Lepus europaeus (European hare)
Lineage: Eukaryota; Metazoa; Chordata; Mammalia; Lagomorpha; Leporidae
Exons: 14
Molecular function (GO): protein binding
Source: RefSeq, a predicted model, not a curated record
AUGCCAAAAACAAAGGAAGGGAAACGGAAAACGAAAGGGGCGCCGCUGCCCAUCGUUCCGAUUCUGCAGAAGUUCCUGAAAACGUACGAGAAGCACUGUGCACAGUCCCAGACCUCCGUGUGUCCAGCCGUCAGACGGGACCUGAAAAGCAGCAUCAACAGCGAGCAGGCUCUCAGGAAGUUCAUGCUCGUAAGACCCAGUGACGCCCAGACAAGCGUCCUACCCAUCUCCUUGGAACCUUUGCUCAUGGCGAUCCGAGACGAGCGCUACACACUGGGGAAGGAGAUGUGCAUCUGGGGCCUUCGGCUGAGCAACCCCGAGAUUGCCAGACUCGCUUUGCUUCUGGAAUUGAAGGGCCACGCCGUCUGCCCUUUUACUGCCUUGAAGAUCAUCGAUUGCAAGAUGGACCCCUGGUCCCUCAGGCGGCUGGGGAAGGCUCUGCAGCUCAGCAGCUUGCGUGCUCUCGUCCUCGAUUACUGCAAGUUCGCAAAGGAAGAAAUGGAGAGUAUUUUCUCAGGCCUGGAGAACCACCAAAGCCUUCAUGGGCUCAGUCUGCGAUACUGUGGUCUGGGGCCAGAGAGUGGACAGAGGCUGGGCUCUGUGGUCAGCCGAAGUGCCAUCAGAGAGCUGUUCCUUGAUGGAAAUCGCCUGCAAUGUUCUGGAGCCUUGGCUCUCCUCAGACCCCUGGCAGAGUUUGCAGAGAUGCAGGGGACAGGCCAGCCAUGUGUGGCCAGGUAUCACCCAGGCAGCCCCCUUCAACCUUAAGAGGUGUGUACAGGACCUACUUCCACUUCGAACCAGAUUACAAAAUCCUCUGAAGCUGUCACAGUGAAAACUACUUCAGAGAAGAAAAAGAGAAAAGGAGGAAUCAAGAAAAAAGCUAACGGCUCCACUGAAGCUGGCCCGUGGUUAGUGAAGUUGCACUUGGCAGAUAACGGCAUAGAUGGAAAAGGAAAAGAGGGAGCAAAUGACCUGUUGGAAUUCACUCACAGCUUAACAUGCCUGAUCAGACACUCUGCCUACUUAAGGGAACUUGACCUUGGAAACAAUGGCCUGGGAGAAACGGUGGCUGUUGACAUCCUUGGAGCCCUGAAAGCCAGGAAGACAGGUAAGCUUCCAGUCUUAAAAAUUACAGUCACUCCCCAGAUCUCUUCAGACACCUUCAGAGGUAUUUGGAAAAAUAGCAAGAAACCUAGCACCACCAGCAAAAAGAAGAAAAAGGCUAAAAACUGAAUGUGGAUGCCUUAUUUCCAUACAACUGAC